GGGGGGGAGCUCAGGAGGAGGUCACUCCUGAAUGGCAGUCGUGUGGAAAGGAAAUGUCACGGGGAGGGCGAGGAGGAUUUGCUGGGCAGCCAGAGAAGAGAGGGAGAGGGGGCGGUGUCUAUUGAUCGAACAAUGUCCGAAGAAUAUAAAAAAAAAAGCAGCUGUGGUGUAGUCGUGUGUGGGAGAUAAGCAGGGGCAAUCACUCCCAAAAUCUCCCACUACUCACACUGGAGUGCACGCCAAUGCAGAGGGAUGACAUAAAGAGAAACCGGAAGCACCCGAGGAUAUGUGUUUUUUAGUUGUUUUGUUAUGUGUUUUUUUUUAUUUCAAUCCCAGCAUUCUACACUUUCAGAAGCACGCGUAAACAGUGUUUUUGUUUGAGGUGUCAUAACACACGUCUAACACACGGUGUUCAAGUGUUUGCGGCAUGUCUAGUAAACAGCAGCACUGAGAGUUAGGGAAAAAAACUAUUAACUUUUUAGUAGUUCGUUGGACUAUUUAAUCAACAAAGUUACACAUCUGGACCUAGUGUGCACUUUUAAUUCCCUUUAAGAUUCUGAGAUUAACUGGACUUUAGGUAAUCGCCGUGAAGAAGAUAACUUCUAUUCAUUGUCAAGAAAACUUUCUGCAAGUCUUCUAGAAUCAUCGUUUCACCUGACUUCAUCAUUUACUAGCUAAAAACCUUUUGAUUCAUGUCUGCCAAUGUGAUGACAUCUAAUUGCUGAUUGGCUCGGGCGUCAAUGCUCAUCCUAUGAUAUCACUGUCGAUAAAAACCGGAAAUGACCUUUCUUGAAGUUCAAUGAAAAAGACGGUGACAUUGAAGUGCUCAUGACAUCGCAGACGACUUGGCAGGAAAACAUGGCAGGCAUUAUGACCACAGCCAAUCUUUCUGAUGUCACCUCUGACACUGGCAGUGACACUGGCAGCAAUGUGUCACGCUAUACAACCGAAAGCGUUGCCUUUGGAGCGCGCCACCCAGCGGUGGAUUACAGCAGCCUCGUUUUGAGGCUAGACAUCUGCCGGAGAAUGUCGCCGCCCCCUAUACCACCCUGGCUGAUGGAGGCACCAGAGAAACUGAGGCUUCUUGUUGCCAACUGCUCUAGUUGGAGGAGAUAUACAGAUCUCUGCUCACUUUAUAUACCUCCAGAUUACCCACAAGCCCUUGCUGCACGCCCUGGUUAUGUGGCCGUUCAGUGGUUUCCAUUUAUAAUUGCUGUGCUCCUAGUGACAACCAUUCUCAUCUCUGUGGUUGUCACGUACACACUCUACAGAACCAACAGAAUGAAGUGCAAGUUUUUAGGAGACUAUUCCACUUCUGCUUCUCCCAGACGAAACUACUGCCUUCCCACAGGUUCCAUAACUACUAGUGUUACCAUAGAAACUCAGCUCUCUGUGUGUGCCCUGGAAGACGACUACACCCUGGCUUCCAUGGCGCCCCUUCAUUUGUCUUACACGGACAGGUUGCACUGCAUUCACGACCCCAGAGCAGAACGAGGAGGCCGGAGGGAGAUUCUCCUCCAUCCUUCAGACCUGCAAAGUUCCGACAGCCCAGAGCCCUGCUAUGUCACUGACCUGUCAAACUCACAAUACUACUCUAGCCAGUCGCUACCUAUUCUCACAGACAAAGGGGCUCCGAUAAAGGCUCACAGACGUCGUUUGUCCAGCGGGUCCAUCAGCAUUGAUUCUGAAGAAAUCGAUUACUCUGCUCCUAACUAUGUGCACAUUCAAACCGGAAGACUAGACAGCAGUCGGGUAGUAUCACCUAGCAGAAGUGAUUUCUUAUUGGGUAAAAAUACCGUAAGGGGGAUUAUAAAAAGAUGCCAGAAAGCUGGUGUCUAUAUUGUUCAUGGCGUUUUAGGCAAUAAACACGCUUCUUCUAAAGACAGUGGAGCAGCAUAUUCUCAAGUUAAACCGUUUCCCCCAUUAAAAAAAUUACGGAGGUCUUUCAAAAAUAUGCGUCUUCCUAAUCAGAGAUUGUUCAAAAACUCUAAAUCUUUGGACCAUGGCAUGGCUUGCCAAGAAAAUCUGGCUAUAUCAGUUGAAGAUAAAGUCGAGUGCAACACGUCCACAUUGCCAGCUGGGACAUCAGUCCCGAGCUCGUCUCUUUCCACAGUUUUGAAAAGAUUUGGCAGAACAUCCAACAAAACUAAAAGACAAUCAAGUCAACCCAUUCCAGAGACGAGUCAUGGCCUUGAGACCACUAAUUCCACGUUUCAAGUUCACACUGACCAAGUGACCAAAGGGAAAAAAUCGCCAUUUCAAAAACUCAAAGUCCCCCACGUCCUAAGAAACUUUACGAAAAAAAGAGACCUAAUUUAAUUUAAUUUAAAAUGAUCAUCAUCGAACUCCAAUUAGAGUGAAGGCUUCAGAGGUUCAAAUCUUUUCUUGCAAAGGCCCUACUGUCAUGCGUAGCGCAUGUACGUCGCCAUACAAGUCGAGAAUUUUUGGUUUCCCAGACCUGUGGUGAAGAAGAUCUGGGGCAGUCGAAAAGAAUACGAGACUCGGAUUUCUCUUCCUUCCCUCACCGGAAGCACACUUGAGAGUCUAAGUUUGGCCUGAGCCGUGCGAAUGAAAUAUGAACCUUCUUCGUUACCUUUUGGACAUUUUUUGUUACCUAUUUAAGCUUUUCAUUAUUAGUAAAAUAAAAAUGAUGACGGAGUAUAUACGGUUCAGGAUGUCCAGACAAGACCAACAAUGGGGCAGUGGCCAGUCCUGCACUGUGCUACAAUAGCUUGUCGAGGGGUGGUCGUGGUCAGGGCGCCUCAUGUAGGCUACUCCCAGACUCCGCAGCCUUUUUGGGACUUGCCCCCAGCACUUAAAACCAUGUUUCCAUUUCUGUUGUUAAUUAAAAUAGUGUUGAGUUUAUUAUAAGUUCUAGAAAUAAAUAGAAGAUGUUAUUGUAAAUUAAUUUAAGUGAUUGUCAAGUAAACUUGCCUAUUGUUGUUUUUUUUUCCUUGACCUAAUAAUCAAUUAUGACGUAAAAUCUAUAAAUAGCUCUUUUUGCGUUUUAAUAAAGAAGUUUGGAUAAAUUAC
Molecule: messenger RNA, 3033 nt
Organism: Biomphalaria glabrata
Lineage: Eukaryota; Metazoa; Mollusca; Gastropoda; Planorbidae
Exons: 5
Coding region: 829-2319 (496 amino acids)
Source: RefSeq, a predicted model, not a curated record